AUGAUCUUAAAACUUGGGGUGCAUGUGUUUUUAGGUUCAAAGCAAUUGCAGGAGGAAGGGGAUUCUUCUUCAAAAAACAAGCAAGUGGUGGUGGAAGGUGAAGCGCCCCAUCAAGAAAAUCAUUACCUGCCAAUGUUCAAUGUGCUAAGAAUCGUGCACCAAGCUCUUCCACCGAAUACAAAAAUCACCGAUGAAUUAAAGAUAACAAUGGUAGAGAGCGUGACUGAAUUCAUUAGCCUCAUCACUAGCGAGGCUAAUAUACGGUGCCAAAGCGAGCAACGAUCAACUAUUACAACAGAAGAUUUGUUAUGGGCAAUGAGGAGGUUAGGUUCUCAUAAUUUUGCUGAGUUUUGCACUCUUUACUAUAAUCGUUAUCGUCUCGAUGCAGCUGCAUAUCGUGUGCCACCACCGUUAUCAACAGACCCAUAUCCAAACCCAACUAAAAAAGAUGAGUCAGGAGCUAGUAGCAGCUCAAGCGGUGCCAAUGUUUACUUUGAGUCUACUGCUUACCUUAAUCCUGACAAAUUCUUCGAUGACUGA
Messenger RNA from Gastrolobium bilobum, 540 nucleotides. RefSeq names its product nuclear transcription factor Y subunit B-9-like. NCBI's taxonomy places the organism in Eukaryota, Viridiplantae, Streptophyta, Magnoliopsida, Fabales, Fabaceae. Gene Ontology annotation, molecular function: protein heterodimerization activity; RNA polymerase II cis-regulatory region sequence-specific DNA binding; DNA-binding transcription activator activity, RNA polymerase II-specific. The coding region runs from base 1 to 540 and encodes 179 amino acids. Gene Ontology annotation, cellular component: CCAAT-binding factor complex. The record is from RefSeq and is a predicted model, not a curated record. The transcript has a single exon. Gene Ontology annotation, biological process: regulation of transcription by RNA polymerase II.